AUGUAUCUUACCAAAACGAUCAACAAAAUCGAGAUAUGCUACGAUGAGUCCGGUUAUGCUGAUGGCCCACCCGUCGUGUUGGUGUCAGGCUGGGCCCACGACCUGCGUCUCUACGAUGCCAUGCUUCCCUACCUAGCUGAAAAUCACCGGGUCAUCCGAAUCAAUUGGCGGGGCCAUGGCCCCAAUAGGGACUAUACAGACGACUUUGGUGUGGAUGAGCAAGUCAAUGACACAAUCGGCAUUUUACAGGCACUUGAAGUAGAUCGUUUCUACCUGGUCUCGCACUCGCAUGGCGGCUGGCCGGUGCUGGAAAUUGCAGACCAACUAGGCAAGGACCGAGUUCUUCGACUGUUGAUGAUCGAUCAGAUCAUGAGUUCCCCUCCACAGGAGUUUGAAGUUGGGCUAGAAGCCAUGCAGGCACAGAAGACCUGGGUCGCAGCACGCAAGGAUCUCUUUGUCCAUUGGUUAGCGGGAAGCAGCAAUACGGGCGUUCAUGACCAUUUGACCUAUUGCAUGGGCAGCUACGGACACCAGAUGUGGGCGCUUUCAUGUCGUGUUAUUGCCGCCGCGUACAAGGCUCAUGGGUCUCCCAUGGAUCGGAUGCGAAAGAUGGUCAACCCGCCGCCGAUACGCCAUGUCUUCUCUCAUCCUCUUGGCAUGCCGGAAUACCGCCAGAUGCACGACAAGUUUUCCAAGGCACAUCCAUGGUUCUCAUAUACAGAUUUAGGAGGAAAGACUCAUUUCCCGAGUGUCGAGCUGCCGCAGAAGGUGUGCGACGAACUCGAAGACUUGAUCGAGACAGGCGGAACACAGCUACGCAUCGGCUCUCUAUAA
Molecule: messenger RNA, 834 nt
Organism: Penicillium lagena
Lineage: Eukaryota; Fungi; Ascomycota; Eurotiomycetes; Eurotiales; Aspergillaceae
Product: alpha/beta fold hydrolase
Exons: 1
Coding region: 1-834 (277 amino acids)
Source: RefSeq, a predicted model, not a curated record